AUCGAAUCUUACUGUCAACCACCCAAAUAUACCAUGGCGACGGUCAGCCUCACAGAGAUACGCUCAAAGAACCGCCUGCCUAAAAACGUCAAACUUCCCCCGGAAAAUGAACGAUAUAUGCGGGCGUGCGCCGACAUUGCGUCUGCGCUCAUCCAGGACUAUGAAGCGCAGGCCGAUGGCUCGAAGCCGAAGAAAGAUCUGAACCUAAAUGCUCUGCGGGGCCAGAUAUCGAAGAAGCAUUAUUUGAAGAGCCAGCCGCCGCUCACCGCGAUCAUUGCGGCGGUACCGGAGCAUUAUAAAAAAUACAUCUUACCGAAGUUGAUCGCGAAACCGAUUCGAACGUCAUCAGGCAUUGCUGUAGUGGCAGUCAUGUGCAAACCGCACCGCUGCCCACACAUCUCCUACACAGGCAACAUCUGCGUCUACUGCCCAGGAGGGCCAGACUCAGACUUCGAGUACUCGACGCAAUCCUAUACCGGCUACGAGCCAACGUCCAUGAGAGCCAUCCGAGCACGGUAUGAUCCUUAUGAACAGGCACGUGGCCGAGUCGACCAAAUCAAGUCUCUCGGCCACAGUGUCGACAAGGUGGAGUACAUCAUCAUGGGCGGCACAUUCAUGUCGCUCCCGGAACCCUACCGGGACGAAUUCAUCUCACAACUGCACAACGCGCUUUCUGGCUAUCAGACCAAGAACGUGGACGAGGCUGUCGCAGCGGGCGAAAUGAGCAAUAUCAAGUGCGUUGGCAUUACCAUCGAAACACGGCCAGACUACUGCCUCGACACCCAUCUCUCCGCCAUGCUCCGCUACGGCUGCACGCGGCUAGAAAUCGGCGUCCAAUCCCUCUACGAGGACGUAGCUCGCGACACAAACCGUGGCCAUACCGUCGCCGCCGUCGCAAAAACCUUAUGUCUCGCCAAAGACGCCGGCUUUAAAGUAGUCUCGCACAUGAUGCCAGACCUACCCAACGUCGGUGUGGAGCGUGAUCUCGACCAAUUUGUCGAAUACUUCUCAAACCCCGACUUUCGCACCGACGGCCUGAAGAUCUAUCCCACGCUCGUCAUCCGCGGUACCGGCCUCUACGAGCUCUGGCGGACAGGCAGAUACAAAAACUACACACCGAACGCACUUAUUGACAUCGUAGCCCGCAUUCUCGCUUUAGUCCCGCCAUGGACCCGCAUCUACCGCGUGCAGCGCGACAUCCCCAUGCCGCUCGUCACCUCAGGCGUAGAAAACGGCAACCUGCGCGAACUCGCCCUCGCCCGCAUGAAAGACUUCGGAACCACAUGCCGCGACGUGCGCACCCGCGAAGUCGGCAUCAACGAAGUAAAGCACAAAAUCCGACCUGAUCAGGUCGAGCUCGUGCGCCGCGACUACACAGCAAAUGGCGGGUGGGAAACCUUCCUCGCGUAUGAAGACCCGAAGCAAGAUAUUCUUAUCGCACUGUUGCGGCUCAGGCAAUGCUCGAAGGAGCAUACGUUUCGGCCGGAGUUAACGGGCCAGCCGACGAGCUUGGUGAGAGAGUUGCAUGUCUAUGGGAGUGCGGUGCCUGUGCAUGCGAGGGAUCCGAAGAAAUUCCAGCAUCAGGGGUAUGGAACGUUGUUGAUGGAGGAGGCAGAGAGGAUCGCGGGGGAGGAGCAUGGAAGUAGUAAGAUUAGCGUUAUUUCGGGGGUUGGGGUGAGGAGUUAUUAUGCUAAGUUGGGGUACUGGCUUGAUGGCCCGUAUAUGAGCAAGACGCUGAAGCCAGAGUGGACGAGGCAAUAAAUACGUCAGCCGCACAGAGGUAUGAGAUAGGAAUUGCGCAAGGGAUCGUGUUCCCGCAUGUGUGGGGUUUUAAAAGAGGUCGUGAAGCACGAACUAUUGGGAAAUUCUGUCAUGGGAGUAAGUUUAUUGCUCGCAUAUAGUCGCGCCAAGCCAAGGCAGGUACAGAUCCUAUGCCAUGCCAAGUAA
Molecule: messenger RNA, 1947 nt
Organism: Trematosphaeria pertusa
Lineage: Eukaryota; Fungi; Ascomycota; Dothideomycetes; Pleosporales; Trematosphaeriaceae
Product: histone acetyltransferase ELP3
Exons: 2
Coding region: 34-1761 (575 amino acids)
Biological process (GO): tRNA wobble base 5-methoxycarbonylmethyl-2-thiouridinylation
Cellular component (GO): nucleus; elongator holoenzyme complex; cytoplasm
Molecular function (GO): iron-sulfur cluster binding; catalytic activity
Source: RefSeq, a predicted model, not a curated record